ACUCAUGUGACUUUUUUGGCACGUGUGAUUGGUUUUCGGCAAGUUUAAAUCGACGCGCCGUUCCGCGCCUAAUUUUGAAUGAACUUGUGUCUGGCUACACGUGAAAAUCAACCACAUGAAGUGCGUGAGUAAAAGGUGAGCUGACAGAACAAAAGCUUUCAUCUUGGCUACCGUUUACAACGAAAAUUGUCUCCUUUUAAACGACAGCUGGGAAGGACAGAAUUAGGAAUUUGCCGUCGAAUUUUCCGCUAUGAGCGUCGUGAGAAGAAAACUAUUUGAGGAAGGAUCGAAUUCUUGGACCUCGGAUCAAACAAUCGCUGAAAGGCCAAAUAACGAAGCAGUUGAAAAUGAGCGCACAGAAAUUGUUGAAUACACUGUUGUAAACGAAGGAGAUGUAGCUCUGAAGGAGCCAAGUGUAGAGACUCCAAAUGGAUUAAAAACGCCCCAAGAAAAUAUGUUUCGACCGACAACUCCUUCGUGCUUUGAGAAGGAUCGUGAAAAGAAACUUCUGAUUAUUGACGAGGCAGAAGAUGAAACUGUUCGCAAAGGAUGGGCAGAAAAACAGACACUUAAAGGGAUACAAGUUGUAACAUGUCAUUGUACAAACCUGAUCUCGGUCUGUACAAAAGAAACAUUUUUACUUAUUUUCCUCGAUAUAUCCUCAGUGGCGGGAAACGCUAAAAAGAUAGUUUCUACGAUAAGGUACAAUCCCAAUUCUCUGAACCGUUCAACAGCAAUAAUUGGAUUAACACAGGAAGGAGAUAAAGAGGACUUCAGUUACCAUGAAAUAAAUGAUGUCAUUCAGCUUCCAGUGACAGAUGAAAGGGUGAAUCAGGUUUUGUUGAAGUGGGCUGGGCACAAGUCAUGUGAAGGCAUGCCAUUGACACCAGAGAGUCCAGAAGGAAACAUUCAUUCAGCUGGACCAAAGUCUUUAGGAACAACCAAAGAAAACACAGAGGAGAAUUUGUCAUCAAUCAUAAAAUAUUCGACAUCACAACCAAUUCAACAGAAUUGUAGUAGUAGAGUGUCUCAGGCAGACAACUCUAAUGGAACAUUGGAAUCCUUUUGCAAAGUCUCCACACUCCAUAACAACCAGUCAGGGCCAACCUAUCAACAGCUAUGUCACAAUGGCCAAUAUAUUCCUGUCAGUAGAAGUGGCUUUGCUGAUCCAUCACAGAACAAUCAAGUCACAGAUGACAACAGGUUACAUCUUCAAAACAGCAAUGUUGCUGCUCCACAGAACUUUCUCCUUGGGGGAAACCAGAUCCAAAGUCAACCUCACUCAUCACUGAUUCUCCAACGAUCAGCAGCAGAUCACAUGCUCACCCAGGAAGAUCAUGUUUCUGUUCAUAUUCCCCCAAAUGCAGUCAACACAGUGUAUCCUGAGCAUUACAAUCACAUUUAUUACAACAUACCACCUACAAAUCAAAACAGACCAAAUACCAUUCCACCACAUUUUGUUGCUAUCAAUUCUUCCACAUGUGUCCAAAACCCUGCAGGCUUGACAUCACAGGCAGCUCCCAAGGCAGAUCACUCUGUAGUGACCACCCAAUCAUCACCUGACAGAGAAGGUGGAAAGAUAGUUGGCAGUCCUGCAUAUAUGAUCAGUGGACAACUGGGAAGCAAAGAUAUGAAAAUCACAUUACUUCAUGAUGACCUGUCCAAACACAGCUCCAAAGAGAGGAUUAGAAGAGAACGAAUUAAGGAAAGCUGCGAUCAACUCCGCUUUUUGCUACCUAGUGUUGCUGGGAAAAAAUCUGACAUGGCUUCCAUUCUUGAAAUGACUGUAAAAUAUGUGAGAAUGAUCAAGGAAAGGCUUCCACCAGCUGUUCUUCAAGAGAUCUCUCAGAAUAUUGCUGACACAACUGCUACACUUCCUAGGAAAAGAACCAGGGACUUAUCAGCAAACAUUAAACAAACACGUCCAAGACUUACACCACCUGCUAAUAUUCGUGAGGGACCACCAAGAUUACCACACCCUUUACCACCAUUCUAUAUGACGCCUGCACCAUUUCAAGGCAAGGCUCCUACAAUAGUAACCACAACAGGUCCUAUGUAUGUGCCCCACCUACAUAUCAGGCCUGGUCAUGAACACACCCAGAUUCCUUUACAACAACAUCAAAUUCAUCAAGCAGACCCAGCCAGCUUCAGACUGGCAACAUCACCUCCUUCUGCAUUCAACAGCUGCCACAAUGAGAAUUCAACCAGAGGUACAAAUACAUUUCAGCAUCAACCAGGGCAUGAACAUGUCAUGAUUAAUCCACACCAAGAUUACAAUGCAACCCACUCAUCAUUCCACUCUAAACACAUUUUUCAUGGAAACCACCCUCCCAUUCCUCCUGUGCCUGGCCACAGUUAUGACAUGCCACAGCAAUGGAGCUUUUUAAAGUUACCCCCUAUUGGAAACAUUUUUCAUUCUUUAAGUUCAAGUAAUUUAAGCCAAGAAAGUGGUAAACAUGAUCCUUGUGAGUCUGGGAGAUCUACACCAACAGAUUCUUCAUCAAUGACACCCCCACUUUGGGAGAGCAGUGGAAAUCUCAUAAGUGCAGGAAGACAAGAUCAUACUCAUAUUGACAGUCCUGUAAUGUUCAAAGGUACAUCAAUGUAACUCCUGAAAAGGAAAGCUCCACUUGAAGCCAAGUGCAAACUUCUUUCUGCAUGAAGGUCUAGGAGAACAUAGGUUAACUGAGAAAGACAGCCAAACAUAUAAUUAUAAAAUUAUACACAGAUCAAUUUAAGAUUUUUGGGAACCUCUCCUCAUACAAAGGGAUAAAAAUAGGAGCAUAUAAAGCCUUUGAUAAAUGUAUGGCAGAUGCAAUUGUGAUCUGGGAAAACCUCCUAGUGUUCAGUUGAUUUAGAGAAGGGUUGGGUUCUCUAGAAAUUAAGGUCACAAUAGAGACAAAAAAGGUGCUAUCAUCAGUGUGUAGAAGGCUAAAGAACUCUGCAUUUGAUAUGUUGACCUACACAGGGUUUUCUCUGUAAGCAAAAGGAAACCUCAACAGAUAUAAACCAUUACCUGAAUAGAAAGCACAAUUUUCACUUUUUCAUUGUUGUUAAUAAUUUUGUACAUCAGAUCAAAGUCAAAAUAAGAGAUAGUUCUAGCGUGAACAUGGAUGCUACAAGCUCCUAUGAAGAGUCACACAUUUGCAAUGCUUAAAAUAAUGAUCUAUGCCAUGAAUUAUCACUAUAAAUAUUUAUUACAGUUCAUAAUUUACUGGCAAGUUCUACAAGCUACUUUUAAACUAGA
Pocillopora verrucosa is the source of this 3247-nucleotide messenger RNA. RefSeq lists its product as uncharacterized. Gene Ontology annotation, molecular function: protein dimerization activity; DNA-binding transcription factor activity, RNA polymerase II-specific; RNA polymerase II cis-regulatory region sequence-specific DNA binding. NCBI's taxonomy places the organism in Eukaryota, Metazoa, Cnidaria, Anthozoa, Scleractinia, Pocilloporidae. Gene Ontology annotation, biological process: spermatogenesis; regulation of DNA-templated transcription. The record is from RefSeq and is a predicted model, not a curated record. Gene Ontology annotation, cellular component: nucleus.